Messenger RNA from Neurospora tetrasperma FGSC 2508, 1021 nucleotides. RefSeq lists its product as uncharacterized. Gene Ontology annotation, cellular component: cyclin-dependent protein kinase holoenzyme complex; SCF ubiquitin ligase complex. NCBI's taxonomy places the organism in Eukaryota, Fungi, Ascomycota, Sordariomycetes, Sordariales, Sordariaceae. Gene Ontology annotation, biological process: regulation of mitotic cell cycle. The transcript is spliced from 4 exons. The record is from RefSeq and is a predicted model, not a curated record. The coding region runs from base 13 to 354 and encodes 113 amino acids. Gene Ontology annotation, molecular function: histone binding; ubiquitin binding; cyclin-dependent protein serine/threonine kinase activator activity.
ACACCGGAGGAGAUGGGAAUCGACACCAGUCGCCGCAACCCCAGCCCGCGGCCGCUGUCUGAUAACGAGCGCGCGCGCCUCGAGGAGUUCAUCGACUCUAUUCACUAUUCUACUCGUUAUUCCGACAGCGAGUACGAGUACCGUCACGUCCAGCUACCCAAGGCCAUGCUCAAGGCCAUCCCCUCCGACUACCACGAUAAAUCCAAGGGCACUCUAAAGCUCUUGUGGGAAGAGGAAUGGAGAGCCAUGGGCAUUACACAGAGUCUCGGUUGGGAACACUACGAGGUUCAUGAGCCAGAGCCUCAUAUUCUGUUGUUCAAGCGUCCCCUGAACUACCAGCCCCCUCAGUGUUGAAGACAACUUGGCUUGAGGAGGAUUAGACGGGAACACAAACACAACACACACACUUGGAAUUGUACCAUACCUUGCAUUACCAUGAUGCUCACGACUGCAUAGCGAGAUUUCUUUAAUGGGCGACAUGUGCGGACAGCGAUCGCGAUCGAUACUAGGAUAAUACUUGGAGGAUACUACUGGCUCGAAUACUUUGCUCCGAUCAAUGCGCCCAUGGCCGUCACCCAAAAAGCUCCCGAGUGUCUGGAGGACAAGAAUCCCAUAUCCUGAUGUGAGCGAUCGAAUGACGAUCACAGUCUAUUGCGACACGGAUGGAUUGAUUUGACCGAGACAUAACACAAUGACUCGGUGGAUCACUGCUGGAAGGGAUGAGCUUGCCGGACCUCUCUGAUUUGGAAGCCGAGGCUGUAGGUGGGCUCGCCAGACUUGCAUAUUCUUCAUGGACCACUCAGCCAGUUACUGGCCAAACAUCCUGCUGUCACAACUUGAACCAAUUCUCAGGCAUAGCAUUCGAUAUCUGCAGACAACAUAGGAGGAGACAAGCGAUCAUGCACGGGGUAUCAUUGGUCUAAUGUCUCCGGGGUGGGUCGUUGGGUUAUGGGUCCGUGAAGAGCAAAUGGAUAGAGAGAAUCAAUAGAAACGGCUUGCAAUUCAAGCGCUCCCUAUCGUC